Messenger RNA from Balearica regulorum gibbericeps (East African grey crowned-crane), 1907 nucleotides. NCBI's taxonomy places the organism in Eukaryota, Metazoa, Chordata, Aves, Gruiformes, Gruidae. The record is from RefSeq and is a predicted model, not a curated record.
CUUCUCCCUUUGUUGGUCAGCCUCAUCUCAGCACCCCGAUAUUGGUUUGCUCUGCGGUCUUACCAGCAGGUGACCUUGCCAGCUCUGUCCCCCACUAUGCAGAUGGGCACCAUUGCGCGCUGGGAAAAGAAAGAAGGUGACAAGAUCAGUGAAGGGGAGCUCAUAGCGGAGGUGGAGACAGACAAAGCAACCGUUGGCUUUGAGAGUCUGGAGGAAUGCUACUUGGCUAAGAUCCUGGUGCCAGAAGGAACAAGAGAUGUUCCUAUUGGGGCCAUAAUAUGUAUCACAGUAGAAAAGCCUGAAUAUGUUGAUGCCUUUAAAAAUUAUACUCUGGAUUCUGCAGCGUCUGUCCCCCCUGCAGCCUCAGUGCCUCCUCCUCAAGCUGCAGCUCCCUCACCACCAACUCAGCCUUCUCCUCAGGCUCCUGGCAGCUCUUACCCUCCUCAUAUGCAGGUCACUCUCCCUGCCCUGUCACCUACCAUGACAAUGGGCACAGUGCAGAGAUGGGAGAAGAAAGUCGGGGAGAAACUGAAUGAGGGAGACUUACUGGCAGAAAUUGAGACAGAUAAAGCCACAAUAGGCUUUGAAGUGCAGGAGGAAGGCUACUUGGCAAAAAUCUUGGUGCCUGAAGGAACAAGAGAUGUACCAUUAGGAACAGCUCUCUGCAUCAUUGUGGAGAAAGAGUCUGAUAUUCCAGCCUUUGCUGACUACGAAGCCACUGCGGUAACUGACAUGAAGGCACAAGCUGCUGCUGCUCCUCCUCCUCCUCCACCAGUGGUGACUACUCCUGCUGCCGCUCCUCCUCCCCAGCCUGCUGUUCCUUCCACGCCAGCAGUCCCUGCAGCUGGGCCACCUCCCUCGAAAGGAAGGGUCCUGGUUAGUCCCCUGGCAAAGAAAAUAGCGGCAGAAAAAGGAAUUGAUCUUGCCCAAGUGAAAGGUACUGGACCAGAUGGUAGAAUCACAAAGAAAGAUGUGGAGUCAUUUGUGCCACCAAAGGUUGCUCCAGCUCCAGCACCAGAGGCAGUUCCUGCAGCUGCUGCAGUUGCAGCAGCACCAGUGGGAACCUUCACAGAUAUCCCUAUCAGCAACAUUCGGAGGGUCAUUGCUCAGCGGUUGAUGCAGUCUAAACAAACAAUACCUCACUACUACCUUUCUGUUGAUAUAAACAUGGGAGAAGUACUGGUGCUAAGGAAAGAACUCAAUCAGGAGGUCUCGGAUAACGUUAAGCUUUCUGUCAAUGACUUCAUAAUUAAAGCUUCUGCUUUGGCAUGCUUGAAGGUGCCUGAGGCAAAUUCUUCAUGGAUGGACACAGUUAUUAGGCAAAAUCACGUAGUGGAUAUUAGUGUUGCAGUUAGUACUCCUGCAGGGCUUAUAACCCCUAUUGUGUUUAAUGCACAUAUAAAGGGCCUGGCUUCCAUUAGUAAGGAUGUCGUUUCUUUGGCAACUAAAGCCCGAGAAGGUAAACUUCAGCCCCAUGAAUUCCAGGGCGGUACUUUCACAAUUUCCAAUUUAGGAAUGUAUGGGAUUAAGAAUUUCUCCGCCAUAAUCAAUCCACCUCAAGCCUGCAUCCUUGCAGUUGGUUCCUCAGAGAAAAGGCUAGUGCCAGCUGAUAAUGAGAAAGGAUUUGAUGUGGCCAAUGUGAUGUCCGUUACGCUUAGCUGUGACCAUCGCGUUGUAGAUGGAGCAGUUGGAGCACAAUGGCUUGCUGAAUUCAAGAAUUUCCUUGAAAAGCCAGUAACCAUGCUGCUAUAAUUUAACAAUGCAAGCAAAAUUUUCCUGGGUCACACUAUUUUGUUUUAAACAAGCUAUUUAGACUUUAGUGUUCAGACUUAUUAAAAGAGUUCCUUUUUUAUUUUAAAUAUGUAUUAUAUUGUCUGGUAACGUUAUUACCAGUCUGUACAGAAAAA